GGUGUUUGCUCAGUCAGCGACACUGAGGGGUCGUUUAUUUCGUCUUGGUGCCGAGCUCGGUGGCGUCAACCGGCGGCCAAUCACUCUCGCGACAUUCAUCAUCCGGGGGCGGCAUGAGGAAAGGCUUGGGGUCGAGAUGCAUGGUCCCUAGGCCGCAUGGGCUGCAGUCACUCGUGGUAUCGCUCCCGGAUAGGGAGGGUUGGGAUUUUUUUCGGCGAGGGAGGGCCGUGAUAUGUUCAGCAGCAGGAGCUAAAAGUGCUUCUAUCUAAGAAUACCCUCGCUUCUGCUCGCAUCUGUAUAAUAAGAGUAUCCCCAAAUCUGGCCAUCUAUAGGAUGGAGGAGGUUCAAGGGAGGAUAGAGGAAACUCGGGCUAGACAUCACAUCCACCCACCACUCAAGAUACCGAAUAGACCAUGCCUCUCCCAACCGACGAGAAGGUCCUCGAGACCAGCAAUGGCCUCCUCUCGACCUUUAAGGGGAUAUUUGGUCCUCAUCCCGGAUUCCGUCCAGCCCACGCCAAAGGCCGCCUCCUAAAAGGCACAUUCACCCCCACGGCAGCCGCGGGCGCCCUCUCCAAGGCGCAGCACUUCACCUCGCCCUCGACCCCAGCCCUAGCGCGCUUCUCGAGCGGCACGGGUCUCCCUCAGCUCCCGGACGACAACGCCAACGGCAACCCGCGCGGCCUGGCCGUGCGCUUCGAGCUGGCGUCGCAGCCGCGUCGGGUGCACACCGACAUCAUCGCGCACAGCGUCCCGCUGUUCCCUGGCGUCACGGGCGAGGACGCCCUGGCCUUCUUCCGGUCGCUCGCCGACGGGUCCGUGGGCGACUACGUGGCGUCGCAUCCGGUCGCGCGCCGCUUCGUCGAGGCGCCCAAGCCCUUCCCCGAGAGCUUCGCUACCGACGCCUACUACGCCAUUCACGCCUACAAGCUGGUUGCCACCGACGGCAAGGGGACGUUUGUCAGGUACCGCUGGGUGCCCAUCGCCGGGGUGAAGCACAUCACCCCAGUGGAGGCCACGGCCCGGGGUGGGGGUUACCUGUUCGAGGGCCUGCCCGGCUUGCUCGAGAAGGGGCCUAUCUCCUUCAAGCUCGUCGCCCAGGUGGCGGCGGAGGGGGAUGUUACAGAUGACAGCUCGCAGCUCUGGCCGGAAGACAGGGAGCUGGUCGAGCUGGGGACACUGAGCCUGGACGCCGAGGUGCCCCAGGACGAAGACGCGGCCCAGCAGAAGACGGUCAUCUUCGAUCCGAUCCCUCGCGUUGAGGGCGUUGAGCCGUCUGCUGACCCGCUGCUCGACGUGCGAGCUGCGCUGUACCUCAUUAGUGGCCGCGAGCGACGGGCUGCUUGAAGCGCUGAGCUGAAUGGGGGAACUCUGUCCGCAUAGCUGCAACUUUCUGUACGUAGCGUAGGAACCUACCCUAGUUGGCCCCUGCCAUGUCUGUAGCGUUCUAGCCAUCUCGGCGACUGGCCAUUAUGAAUCGGUCAGCAAUAAGGGCCUAUUAUCAUGACGUCUACCCAAGUUCGAUUCGAUGCGUCGAGACCCCAAAAGCCGCGUUUGCCUCGAUAGCCGGCCGCGCUUUGUAUCAUGCACCGGCUCAAAGCUGACGUGGCAGGCACCA
Messenger RNA from Gaeumannomyces tritici R3-111a-1, 1617 nucleotides. RefSeq lists its product as hypothetical. NCBI's taxonomy places the organism in Eukaryota, Fungi, Ascomycota, Sordariomycetes, Magnaporthales, Magnaporthaceae. Bases 414 to 1346 code for a protein of 310 amino acids. Gene Ontology annotation, molecular function: catalase activity; heme binding. Gene Ontology annotation, cellular component: peroxisome; mitochondrion; cytoplasm. Gene Ontology annotation, biological process: response to hydrogen peroxide; hydrogen peroxide catabolic process. The transcript has 2 exons. The record is from RefSeq and is a predicted model, not a curated record.